Candidozyma haemuli is the source of this 2100-nucleotide messenger RNA. It is a transcript of the gene ARG83, whose product is annotated as Arg83p. Lineage: Eukaryota; Fungi; Ascomycota; Pichiomycetes; Serinales; Metschnikowiaceae. The record is from RefSeq and is a predicted model, not a curated record. Bases 1 to 2100 code for a protein of 699 amino acids. The transcript is spliced from 2 exons.
AUGCAAUAUGAGACAUACGCAAAGCUAAACGCUGUUGUGUCUCAGUUAGACGAUGUCUCAAAAAAGACCGCAGAUGGAUCGGACUUUUUCGUCGGACCAUUUGGAGCAUUUGUAGUUCCAGGAAAAGCUGCUUCAACUAUUCCAACUCCCAAAGUAUCUCCAACAAAGAAAGCACAACCCGAGGAGACCUUACCUGAAGUUCAGCCGAUGGACAUCGAGGAAGCUGCAAAGAGUGCUGACUCGCUCGAACUCAGUAGUUCGGAAUCGAUAGAUGAGCUCAUCAAGAAUACGGAGAAUGAGAGAAUCGACUCGGAUAGAUUAGAACCGGAAACAUCGAUUUUCUCCAAGACGGAUAAUACCUAUGUCCAUUACGCUCUUUUGGAUUCGGCAAAACUUACAACUUUGGCUAUCAAAGGGACAAAGUAUGAGUUCUCGGAACAAAGUAUGUUUCAUAUCUUGUACCCCAACUUUUUCCCCAAUAUAGAUCCGGAUGAUUGGCGGCCAAGUGUGAAUGUCAUGUUGCGCUAUUUCCGACAAUCGGUUACAGCACCUGGGGGUGUUGAGAUCACUCCAUUGUUGACUACCACUACGCAACAGCUUGAUGCCUCAUCUAUGGCUUUUACCAGAGUUGUAUAUGAAAGGAAUCAAUGGGACACUUACGUGCUACCAUUAAUCAAGCAGAUCUUUUUCGAGCUCGUCUGUGAAGAAUUUCCGUCGUCAAACAACUGGAGAACACACUAUAUUCGCAAAGAAAGCACUACAAUCUCAAGAACACUUUUACUUAAGAACUUGAGGUUGGGUAUAAUGUUCAUGUGCUUAGCAACGAGUGCUUUCCGUAAAUCUCUGGAGUACGAAAAAAAGAAUGUCAAUAACGACGUCAAAACAUACUACAUGGAUGAUGAAUUGAAGGCUGCCAUUGAAAUGAGAAAGUUGGGCAUAAACAUAUUGAACUACCAUUUGGAUGAGUACGACAAUAAUUCGCUGUACCCAGAGAUUGAUAACUACGAGACAUGCUUGUUGCUAGCCUUACUACUCCAAAUCAAUCUCGAUGAUCUCUUUGGUGUUUAUGAAAAUUAUGAGCUCAUCUUUGCUAUUGGCGAUUUCCUUGUCAAGAGUCGUUUGAGAAAAGUUGAGCGAAAACUUACAACACUCGACAAAUAUCUUCGAAGUGUUUUUGAAAUCUUGCAGAUCUUUUACAAUUCCACUCAGGCGGUGACUAUCUUCAACUAUGAGAUUCCUGAUAAAGAUCGUCAGCAGAGAUACCGAGACUUGGACGAGAACUAUGAUUUAUCGAAGAACUUAUCGGAUGUUGAACUGUACGAUUCGACGAGUGAAGAGAGCGAUAACCUUGAAGGGAACGAAAGGCCAAAGAAUAUUCUGGUUGCCGCGGGAACAACUGACGAUAAGAACCCACUUUCGUUCACUGUGCAUUUUAACGAGAAGUCCAAUCGUCAGAGGAAAGCUUCCCACACCGAGCUUCCAUCCCUCCCGUUGCGCCGUAGUACGAUGCACCUGAGCUCCAGCCCAAUCUGCCCGGAAUUGGGUGAUCGUUCUGUCUAUGUUUCCUAUGGGUUGCCAAAAUCAUUGCUUCAAUUGUUACACGAAGUUGUGCAGCUUACCAAUCACAAAAGAGUUUUCCAAACUCAAGGUUUCUUCCCAAGAAAUUACCCGAGAGUAUGUGCUGACACAGAAGACAAAAUUCUCAACUGGAAUGUCGAGAGCUAUUGGAAGCUUUAUGACAACGAAUACGAUCCAAUCACCAAUACGGCUACUAAAACCUUUUACUCUCUGUUCCACGAGGGUCUCUACUAUAAUGUGAUGGGCGUUUAUCAUGCACUUAAAGUCUACUACAAAAGGUUGAUUCCAGGAAGCUCUCUCACAACUACCCAAUCCCACAUACAUGCAUGCAUGGAUUCCAUGGAGAAGCUUAUAAAAUUAUCUGAAGAACUACAAAAACGCAAGGAGCCUUACAACAACGUUGUCGAAGUAUUUGGAGCCAUAGAACUUUCAGAAAGCAUAACUAUUGGAGAUCCAAGCAGAUUCUUUUUGAGGUAUGGAAACGGCGCUCAGAAGGAGAAGAUAUUGGAUUCAUGGAUCUAG